AGAAAUUUUACAUUAGUAAUUUAGAGAGAGAAAGAAGAGAGAGAGAGGAGGUAAAUCUGGCAAACGCAGAGGGUUUGAGGGCACGGUCGUCGUUGAGGCAAGGUUGGAUCGGUGAUUACGGCGAUGACGAAGACGACGACGGCCACUUGAGGCCUUGCUCUCGGAGAUUCUUGUCGUCGGUAAUGGCGCUCAAGCUCACUUGCUCCUCCGCCUCCAGAUUCGCUCUUCUUUUUCUACUCCUCGCCGCCAUUGCCACCGCCUGCAUUUUCCUCCCAAUUGAAAAGAUAUUGAAGGAUUUCUUGAUAUGGGUUAAGCAGGAUCUUGGACCUUGGGGUCCCCUUGUCUUGGCCAUUGCAUACAUUCCUCUUACGAUCCUAGCAGUUCCAGCUUCAGUACUUACGCUUGGUGGAGGCUAUCUUUUUGGAUUGCCUGUGGGGUUUAUUGCCGAUUCUAUUGGUGCAACAAUCGGUGCUACAGCUGCAUUUGUUCUCGGUAGAACAAUUGGAAGAUCAUAUGUUAUCUCCAAGUUAAAGAACUAUCCGAAGUUUCAAGCUGUUGCCAUUGCAAUUCAGAGAUCUGGCUUUAAGAUAGUUCUACUGCUUCGGCUUGUUCCUUUGCUUCCAUUUAACAUGUUGAACUACCUCCUGUCUGUGACUCCUAUUCGGAUAGGGGAAUAUGUGCUGGCAUCUUGGUUAGGGAUGAUGCCCAUAACAUUUGCCCUAGUGUAUGUUGGAACAACUCUCAAGGAUCUCUCAGAUGUAGCACAUCGAUGGAGCGAGAUGUCAACAACUAAUUGGGCAUUUAUAGCAUUAGGAUUCGGGAUAUCCAUGAUUCUACUCUUUUGCAUUACCAAAUUGGCCAAGGCUUCUCUGGAGAAAGCACUUGCCGAAAACGCUGAAAUAGAAGGCAUCUUGUCCCCAUCGAUGUUGCCAAUUGUGUCGAAUUCGGGCGUGGACCUUCAAAAGCCUCUCAUCAUCAAAAUAGACACGUUGGAAGAAUCUCAGGAGAAAUAAUCCCUCCUUUUUUUUCCCCCUUUUAUAUGUAAAUUCUUUAUUUUCACCUCUUUACACCAUACAGUUGCUUAGCUUUGGAUGUGGACGAAGUUAGGAAAUAAAGAAAAUUAAUGAGCAAAAGAGAUUGUAUAUAUCUAGCAGUCCUAUCUCCUUCCUCUUUUUUUUGUUUUGUUUUUUUGUUUUUUUUUUGUUCAUCUACCUUAUAUUUAUC
Morus notabilis is the source of this 1224-nucleotide messenger RNA. RefSeq names its product TVP38/TMEM64 family membrane protein slr0305. The record is from RefSeq and is a predicted model, not a curated record. NCBI's taxonomy places the organism in Eukaryota, Viridiplantae, Streptophyta, Magnoliopsida, Rosales, Moraceae. Gene Ontology annotation, cellular component: membrane. Bases 183 to 1013 code for a protein of 276 amino acids. The transcript has 9 exons.